AAAAAUGCGAGUACAGCGACAAAACACUUAGGAGUGCGUGUGUCAGAAAUAGGAAAGUGGCACAACGGAAACACGCCGGUGCUACUUGGGAAUUCAUAAUUUAGGUACUGACUGUAUUAAACCCGCACAAGACAGGAGACAUAACACAGCAGAGAGAGAGGGCGAGCUAGCAGAGAGCAAGGAGGCAGUGGAAUGGCAUCUCCCCAGCCCAUUAAAGGUAUUCUGAAAAACAAGAGAGACCGGACUUGCGCCAAGGCCGAGCCUGAGGAAAAGCCGGCGGUAGAGAAACGGGAGAGAGAGGCUCCAGAACCCGGCGAAGAGGACCAGCAAAAGAAGUCGCAAAAAUGGGAUGAAAUGAACAUCUUGGCUACCUACCACCCCGCAGAUAAGGAUUAUGGCUUGAUGAAAAUCGAUGAGCCCAGCACACCUUACCACAGAAUGGUAGGGGAUGAUGACGAAGGGGCUGUGAGUGAUUCGGAAUCAAACGAAGCAAUCGCUGCUGAUGAUUUGGCGCAGAAGCUGGCGGCAGCAGAAGGCAAAGAUCCCAAAAUUUUCAUGCAGGAGGAGGAAGAGAGCAGCGAGGAAGAGGAUGAGGAGCUGUCUCCGGAAGAAGAAGCGAAAAAGAAUGAGUUUGAAAUGAAGAGGAAAAUGCACUAUAAUGAAGGCAUGAACAUUAAACUGGCGAGACAGCUGAUAGCUACCGAGCUGCAGGAAGAUGAGGAGGAGGAAGAAGAGGAUUAUCGGGACGAGGAGAUGAAGGAUGAGACAGAAACGGAGGACAUAACCAUAGACCCUCCACAAGGUGUAAUUAUUGAAAGCCAGGAACUAGAAUCGCAGGAUUCCUAGAAGAGGGGUGGGGGGGGUUGGGGGGGGAGUCUUGGAGCCAGCUCUGGUCUAACAACCGCAGCAUCGCGUCAGGGAUGCAAGCAGUAGUUGCUUCAGAGCUGGGUCAAAGAACACACUGCUGCUCCACAGCUACGCCAUUCACAUCUGUAUUUGUGAACACUGUAGUGAAGCAUAUUGACCAAACCGUUGUGUCUCUUCAGUUGCCAACUUUAGAAUGUAUUACUAGCAAGAAAGAAAAAAAAAAAGACUGUAUGACAUAGGCGAAGGAUGCAUGGUGGUGCUGUGUAUCCCAGUGCCUACCACGUGAACUCCAUCUACACGAAUAUGGCAAUCGAAGUACUCUUUGUCUUGGCUGCCUAUCCGCUAACACCUCGGAGAGAGGCUCCAUUCUUCUUUUUUUUUUUUGGAAAGUGUCCUCCAAGAUGUUCUGAACCUAAUGCAAGCAUUGCAGAGUGUAUCAAAAACACUGUACACAAGUUUGCUAACACAAAGAUGCUCAGAAGUGUUGUCACACCUUAUGUAUGUUAAACUGGCACUGAAUCAUUGUAUGCCGCUUCAACAUUGGUGUACGGCUCCAUAGGGUAUUAUUUAGCUGUUUUAAUGUGGAAUCAUGCCUUUGUGGAAAUAAUAAUUUUAUGAUGGAUAUUAUGACUGCUAAUAAAAUGAUGCACUUGGAUACCUGUUCUUCUCUGCCUAUUGUAGGGCCAUCUUAUUUUAUUAGUAGCUGCUUCUGUGUUUUCAUAAUCUGACACGCCUUUUUUAUUGUUACAAUUACUGUAUUUUGAUUUGUUUUGCAGUGUUCUGUCCACAGUUGUGCUGCUUAUGUAGAGUUUUUAGUUUUUCUUUAAUUCCCUUACAAUCUUGUGAACAGGCGUGCCAGAGUCUAGUAAAUUUCUCAAUAUACCAGUGUGUGAAUAUGUAAAACCUACAAGGUGUACACCAGUCUUAAGAGUUAUUCAAUCUUGGAUAACAACAUCAGAUGGGUUUAUGUUAUGCUGAACGUGCUUUUAUUUGUAUGAAAUAUGAAAACUGAGGUUCUAAUGUGUCUGCAGACACUUGUGUGUUUUAUUUCUUGCCAGAAUAAUUUGUUGCCGCAAUUUUUUUUUUUUUUUAAUUUUAUUUAUCAGCUGUUUUAAAUUCCAUCUGUAAUUUGUUCCUUACAAUGUGCUUACUUGUGACAAUGAAUAGCUCUCCUGUGGUUUUAAUUUGAAUGUCCGACUGUUUGUAUUUGUUUUGUUAAUACCACCGUCAUAAUAUCUUGUCUUCCAAUCAGCUAACACAAUAAACCACUGUCUUUGUU
This is a messenger RNA of Polyodon spathula (Mississippi paddlefish), 2146 nucleotides long. RefSeq names its product protein phosphatase inhibitor 2-like. The record is from RefSeq and is a predicted model, not a curated record. Gene Ontology annotation, biological process: regulation of signal transduction. The transcript is spliced from 6 exons. Gene Ontology annotation, molecular function: protein phosphatase inhibitor activity. The coding region runs from base 193 to 846 and encodes 217 amino acids. NCBI's taxonomy places the organism in Eukaryota, Metazoa, Chordata, Actinopteri, Acipenseriformes, Polyodontidae.